AUGGGUGGAAUGUGUAUGUCUGCUUGUGGUGGUGGUGGUGACGAAGGUUCGAGUUUAAUAACACAUCUCAUCAUAAUUCUCGUCGUAUGUCUCUCUGUCAUGGCCGUCUGCACCUCCAACGAACGUCGUACAUCCGUUCGUGUUGUCCGUUGCCGUUGA
Messenger RNA from Arabis nemorensis, 159 nucleotides. Lineage: Eukaryota; Viridiplantae; Streptophyta; Magnoliopsida; Brassicales; Brassicaceae. The record is from the annotation of a GenBank genome assembly.